AUGCACUCCCAAAACUCCGCAGAGGGACCCCGCAUGCACUCCCACAACCCCGCAGAGGGACCCCGCAUGCACUCCCACAACCCCGCAGAGGGACCCCGCAUGCACUCCCACAACCCCGCAGAGGGACCCCGCAUGCACUCCCACAACCCCGCAGAGGGACCCCGCAUGCACUCCCACAACCCCGCAGAGGGACCCCGCAUGCACUCCCACAACCCCGCAGAGGGACCCCGCAUGCACUCCCACAACCCCGCAGAGGGACCCCGCAUGCACUCCCACAACCCCGCAGAGGGACCCCGCAUGCACUCCCACAACCCCGCAGAGGGACCACGCAUGCACUCCUACAACCCCGCAGAGGGACCACGCAUGCACUCCCACAACCCCGAAGAGGGACCCCGCAUGCACUCCCACAACCCCGCAGAGGGACCCCGCAUGCACUCCCACAACCCCGCAGAAGGACCCCGCAUGCACUCCCACAACCCCGCAGAGGGACCCCGCAUGCACUCCCACAACCCCGCAGAGGGACCCCGCAUGCACUCCCACAACCCCGCAGAGGGACCCCGCAUGCACUCCCACAACCCCGCAGAGGGACCCCGCAUGCACUCCCACAACCCCGCAGAGGGACCCCGCAUGCACUCCCACAACCCCGCAGAGGGACCCCGCAUGCACUCCCACAACCCCGCAGAGGGACCCCGCAUGCACUCCCACAACCCCGCAGAGGGACCCCGCAUGCACUCCCACAACCCCGCAGAGGGACCACGCAUGCACUCCCACAACCCCGCAGAGGGACCACGCAUGCACUCCCACAACCCCGAAGAGGGACCCCGCAUGCACUCCCACAACCCCGCAGAGGGACCCCACAUGCACUCCCACAACCCCGCAGAGGGACCCCGCAUGCACUCCCACAACCCCGCAGAGGGAUCCCGCAUGCACUCCCACAACCCCGUAGAGGGACCCCGCAUGCACUCCCACAACCCCGCAGAGGGACCCCGCAUGCACUCCCACAACCCCGCAGAGGGACCCCGCAUGCACCCCCACAACCCCGCAGACGGACCCCGCAUGCACUCCCACAACCCCGCAGAGGGACCCCGCAUGCACUCCCACAACCCCGCAGAGGGACCCAGCAUGCACUCCCACAACCCCGCAGAGGGACCCCGCAUGCACUCCCACAACCCCGCAGAGGGACCUCACACACACUCCUGCAUGGUGGCGUUGAAAUACCUCAUCACAUAUCUCAUCACAUACCUCAUCACAUACCUUAUCACAUACCUCAUCACAUACCUCAUCACAUACCUCAUCACAUACCUCAUCAUAUACCUCAUCACAUACCUCAUCACAUACCUCAUCACAUACCUCAUCACAUACCUCAUCACAUACCUCAUCACAUACCUCAUCACAUACCUCAUCAUAUACCUCAUCACAUACCUCAUCACAUACCUCAUCACAUACCUAAUCACAUACCUCAUCACAUACCUCGUCACAUACCUCGUCACAUACCUCGUCACAUACCUCGUCACGUACCUCAUCUCACACCCCAUCCCAUUGCACACCUCAUCCCACACCUCAACCCAUACAUGCCCGUUUCCUUGA
Molecule: messenger RNA, 1587 nt
Organism: Closterium sp. NIES-65
Lineage: Eukaryota; Viridiplantae; Streptophyta; Zygnematophyceae; Desmidiales; Closteriaceae
Source: the annotation of a GenBank genome assembly